AUGCACUUGAUAGCAGAGUGCUCCAGUUCAUGGGUUCGGCCCAAGUCGUCAUCGAUACGCCUGGAGAACAGAGAGAAAGCUUCAACAGGCAGCUCAGAGAAUCGUGGUUUAGUUUCAGCAACCAAACGAAAAGCCGUUUCAGACCCUGGACCUCCCACAAGAAGGUUUACGGUUUCUGAUGAAGGCAAACUCUCUGCAAACAACCAGAACAAAAUACAAAUUGACAAAUUCACAAAGAAAUCCAUUUCCUUUGAUGGUGAGGGAUCUGAAAAUCCAGACAAGGAAUGCAGAUAUUUGGUUCCUGAGAAAGGAUCGUCCUCUGCCAAAAGGAAAGCUGUUUUUCAUCACAAACCUCCCACAAAACGGUCUAGGGUUUCAGGUGAAGGCAGUGUCUCCAGACAUAACCUGGAUGAGACAUCCAGAGUCUCAAAGAGGUCACUCUCACCAGAUGGUGAGGGAUCUGGAAGUCCAGCAAAGAGACUCAGACUGUCUGAUUCUGAGAGUCCCUCGCCUUCAGCCAAAGAUCAGUUUGAGGCUAAAUACGAGCAAAAAGAUCAGCUCGGAAAGGGAGGCUGUGGAUCCGUUUAUGGUGGCUACCGCAGGGCAGACAAUUUACCUGUGGCAAUCAAACAUAUACCAAAGAAAAAUGUAGUCUGGACAGAUACGGACGAGAACGGCCAGCAGCUCAGCAUUGAGGUAGCCGCCAUGCUAAAACUCCAGACAGAAUCAGCUGAUUCGGUGGGGAAGUCCGCUCCAAUUUCCCUCCUGGACUGGUACGAUUUCAACCAGGAACAGAUUCUAGUGUUGGAGAGACCAGUGCCUGCAGUGGACCUCUCACAGUUUAUUCAAAAUAACAAAGAGCCCCUACAGGAGAAUCAGGCUAAAACAAUUAUUAAACAGCUGGUUGAUGCCGUCAAACAUCUGGAGGACACCAACAUCUUCCACAGAGACAUCAAACCACGAAAUAUUCUGACUGAAACAGGAUCAGAAAUCCCGCGACUGCGACUGAUUGACUUUGGAGUGAGUUGUUUCACCAACACAGAAUAUGAAAACGGCCGGUUCUACGGCACAGCGAAACACGUCCCUCCUGAUGCUAACCACUGCGCCACCAAUGCAGUGGAAAACGGCCGGUUCUACGGCACAGCGAAACACGUCCCUCCUGAGUUUAUUUCAGAAAGCAUUUAUAAGGCAGGACCAGCAACCGUGUGGCAGGUGGGAGUUGUUCUCUAUGAAAUGCUCCACGAAAAGUCACCUAUCAUCUCCUACAUUUCCCUCAACCCACUGCAGGACUGA
Nothobranchius furzeri (turquoise killifish) is the source of this 1293-nucleotide messenger RNA. NCBI's taxonomy places the organism in Eukaryota, Metazoa, Chordata, Actinopteri, Cyprinodontiformes, Nothobranchiidae. The record is from RefSeq and is a predicted model, not a curated record.